Messenger RNA from Lytechinus pictus (painted urchin), 4549 nucleotides. RefSeq lists its product as uncharacterized. The transcript is spliced from 2 exons. NCBI's taxonomy places the organism in Eukaryota, Metazoa, Echinodermata, Echinoidea, Temnopleuroida, Toxopneustidae. The record is from RefSeq and is a predicted model, not a curated record. The coding region runs from base 1 to 1359 and encodes 452 amino acids.
AUGACCUAUACGAGUUGUUCAGUUGGAGACACAGUUGACUUGGUGUGUACGUCAGAGGGCGGUAAUCCAGUCCCUGACCUGACAUGGUUUCGUGGUGAAGAGGAGCUUGAGGAAAAUGAAGGUCUUCGCUACGCAGUUCAUCGCCAGAUCCUACGACCACAAGACACUAAUAUGAAAUAUACAUGUUUGAUGCGAGGUUCAAUGAUCACUACACGACGUGCAUGUUCAAUUCGACCAAUGGAUGUACCCUCUAAGGUCCAGAUAGAGCCAUCGGUGAACUCUGUCAAGGUUGGAGAAACAGCCACUUUCACUUGCGCAUUGAUUACUACUAGCAAUGUAGGUGUAAGGGGUUACUCCUGGAAUGUAGAACCAUCAGUAAGAGACAUUCACCAGAACAUACCUGGUAGGAUGCAGCUAAUGCACAAUGACAAGGUGUUAGAGAUACAGAACAUUCGUGAAGAGGAUGAUAAUACACUGGUGACUUGCCAGGCGCAGACAAUCAAUGGAGAGUUGCUUACCGGUACUGCCACAUUGGUAAUUUCAAUUGAACCUACAGGGAUGACGACCGAUAAUCCAGACUUAACGACUUUUAUUCUCAACGGUGGUAAUGAUAUGAACACGGAUGAGGCUGAUUGGCAAAGUGCAAUGAAGCCAACACAAAAAGGUACCGAGUUUCCAAACAUCGUUAAGAUCAAUGGCUCAAAUGUCACUGUUGGUAUGAAACCAAAAAUUCCAGCAUUCCUAACCGGGAGGACAUUUAUCAUGAUUUCAUCUGCUGCAGGAGCAUUCAUCUUUAUCGUCACUAUCGUGAUCAUAGUCGUCGUUAAAGUUGUGCGACGACGUAAAGGCAAACGAAUCCCGAUCACAUCUCCUAUAACUGUAAUGGAGCACGGUGGAAACGAUGCCUACGCAACUAUUCUUGAGAUGAAACGUCAGACCGGAAGUACCUACAAGGGAUCUUCUACACUCCCAAUUCUCAAGUCUGAACGUAAGAUUGGUCUUCCAGACAUGAUGCGAGGUGGUAGUAGCCUUUCAUUGGCAGCUCGUAACGCAACAUCCAGAGGAAAUAUCACCGAGCGUUCUCCUCUAUAUGCAAAGCCUGAAAAAAUCCGAAACAGCAAACAUGGGCUCUUUGGUGAUUCCAAAAGACAGAGUCUGGAGGAAUCGGCAGAGGAACCAGGAGUCAUAGAACCCAAACAAGAUGGUGAUGAAGAAAAUAAAGCAAAGGAAUCUUUGAAUCAAGAUCUGAAUGCUGAGGGGUUAAUCUACGCAGAUCUUGUUCUCGGUGAAAAGGACACACAUUUUACAUCAAAAAGGGGAACUCAAUAUGCCAGUAUUGUACCAUCCGGGAAACCAUAGAGCUAUAAUGGGCACAUGAUGUUAUCAACGCUACGCUACAUUAAUUUGAAGAGACAUUCAAGAUUAGCUUUGAAACCAAGGUUCUAUUUUCAUGACAAUUCUCAUGAAUGAGACUCCUUUUCUGAUAAUUCUCCUGGAAUUGCUUUCGAGAAACAUUUUAUAGUCAAUUUAUCAAUGAAAUUCAUGUUCUCAAUAUUUGUUUAUAAAUAUUUGCACUAAGCACUGUUUUUUGUCGUAGUUCGUACUUUUCAUGUAAAUUUAUCCGUAGUAUGGUAAACCCAAGUGCAUUUACAUUAAUGCUUUUGUAUUGUUGUAAAUAUUUAUUCAUAUUAUUUUGUAACAACUAAAUGCUGGUCCAUUUGGAAACCAAAGCAAGUACUCUUUAAUGUUACUCUUUAACAUGAAUAUGAAAGAUUUAUCUCUAAUUGUCCUUGGCAUUAAUAGAGAGUUAUUGCAGUGGACUCUGUUUACAUCAGAGGCAAUAUACUGUGUCAGACGUGUUAGUCAGUGAUCGUAAUAAAAUUUCCUAGGCAAUUCUGAUUACCAAUGUCACACGCCCAAUAGCAGCUAAAGAAGGCCAACAUAUUCAUUCUAACAAAACCAUUCCGAAGAUUUGUUUUAAUUUGAUAUUUGUCUAGACUGCAGGUCCCUAUGCUUAUGAGCAAAUAAGCGAGAUUUAUUCAAAUCCUCUAGUGGCUGAAUUCACUCCCCAGCAAGAUCUCGUGAAUUGUGGGUCUUUCUUUCUCAAAGAAUUUUACCACCUCAUCUUCAAGUUAAAUUGAAUGUUAUUCCACCAUAGGAAAGAGUAAAUGUUACUCUCUUUAUAUUGGUCUUUUAUUUCGAAUUUAAAAAUAUGAAUAUAAGUGAAUUCUAGGCCUGAAAAGAUGACUCAGAACGGAAUUAUUUUCAUUUUUUGAGCCUAUCAUCAUGAAACUCGUUCUCUGUACUUUCUUACAAUAUCACUCUUGAUAUGUGGCGCCUUGGAAAUGGGUCAAUAUCCAUAUUUUGCCGACAAGAUACAAGACCAUGUUUCUCUAAUUGAUGAGUAGCAUGGAAUCCAUAGUUCUGAAUUGCUGGAUGAUGUUUCAACAGAAGAGGCGCGGGUAAUUUGAAGAUAUUUACCGCAUGUUGAGUGUGAGAAUGGAGGGCCCCACCAUGGAAACCGUUGGAAUUCGGGUGGGCGUGUGGUCUCUUUGACCAAUCUAAGUGCAUAUUCUUGUUUUCAAGCUGCAAAAUGUAACUGGCCUAUUAAUAGGUGGAUCUUUACCCAUUUGAAACACAUUUUUUCUACAAUCUAUAUCACAUUAAAGCUUAGAUCUUAAGCUUCUUAUUGAUCUAAAAUCAUUUGGGCUCAAAUAGAAAUAAAGAGUAAAAUCAAAAACUUUAGACGGAAUGUUACACUUGAGUGAGCUCUGUUAAUUUUUGUAAAGCUUGCAGAAGUCGGUUUGCGCAGGAAAACUCAUUUGCAUGCUGUGUCAAACAAAAAAGGCGAAAACAAACUGAAUGUGAGAUACAUUUCUAAAUAUUUAUUUUGCAAUUUUCGCGAAACGAAAUAAAUUAGAUACAUUUACAUAUUUUGUAAAAACAUUGCCACCCAAAUUAACAUUUUAACCCUAAGUAAGAACAACCUUUCACCCUUUUUUUUGUGGCAGCUGGAUCAGGGGACACAACUGAAUGUAAACAAAAAAGUGGGACAACAUUUCAUAUUUCAUUUAUUACUUGUUCCUCCACACUUUACCUCAGCUUGAUUAGGAUUACCAAACCUUAAAUCAAGCCUAAGCCAUUUAAUGUGAACCACAGCUCUGUGUAAAGCAGAUUAUCAUCACGAUGGCCUCGGUGUGUGGGGAAGGGGGGGGGGCACAAUGACGCUCUAUGAAGUGUUUAGGGCAAGGAAACAAGCAAAAAAGGUAAAAUGUAUCUUCAAAUCAAUCUUCCUAGCUAAAGUAAAUGUUUCCUUCCUGAUUAACGUGUACUUUUAUUUUCAAGCUCUGCGCCAAUCAUUUUCCACGAACCUUUCAAAAGUAUGUGGUGCUCACUCAAGCCAAACUUGCUCGAAGAUAUCUAUACCAAUGUUUGAAUGUGGAAAAAGCUUCAGGAUAUUACAAAUAUAUAAGCCCCAGUCACAUAUAGACACGGAUCCUCACGGAUGUACACGGACCAUGCCGGCAGAGCACGUCGUCAACACGGACCAACACGUCAGCAACACGGACCUACACGUCAGCAACACGGACCAACACGUCAGCUACACGGACCAACACGUCAGCUACACGGACCAACACGUCAGCUCAAGGACCAACACGGCAGCUAUAUUGACCAGCACGUCAAAUGAAAAUCUGCUCAUAAUAAUGAGCUGAUAUUUAUUUUUUUUUUUUCUCAUCCUUGUCGCAACAUUAAAAUCUGUUGUUUUUUAAAAAAGAUAUCAAAACUCAAAACUUCCUUAAUCAGUAAAAACGCGUUUUUUUAUACAACACAGUUUACUGUUUUAACAGUAGAUGUUGAGUACUUUAAAUCUUGAAUGACAAAGUUAAUUUUGAUUUGAUUUGAUAUCACUUUAUUGAAAUCAGAAUAAAGGAAAGAAAUUUACAAAGUCAAUAGAAAACAUAAUAAGAAUUAAGAUAGGCCCAGGUCAUGACGCAUAACUGUCGAUGCAGGGCAGUAGUAUGAAACUUAAUGUACAAUUUCGAUGUAACAGGUACAUAACAAAUACAUAUGACAUAUAAAAAAAAUGAAAUGUGAAAUAAUAAUAACAGACAAGGUUGGGGGUAAAUAUUAGAGAAAAAAAGAGAAAAAAAAUUUAUUAAUACAUUCACUAAGUUUACAAAUAUUAGGUUGGGGCCAAUCUCCAAAGCGUAAGAAAGUAUCCUGAAUUAUUUAAUCAUCCAUGUAAUCAUAAAUAAAUUAAGCAUGUUUUUGCCAACUGUUUAACAACUACUGAAAAGUUCAUAAAGUAAAUAGCGUUGAAAAGAUUUGAUGGGAAAAAGAACACGGACUGCCAAGGAUACUCCAGGCAGCCACACGGACCUACACGGCAGCCACACGGCAGCUACACGGACCAUCCCGGAUGGCUUUGCCAACCCGGCAGUCCACGGAUGACGCCGGAUGUUUUUGACAGUCAAAAACUGCCGUGUUGGCCUCCCGGACGUUCAAGGACCAACACGGACCACCCCGGACCUCCAAGGAUGCCCAAGGC